Molecule: messenger RNA, 1903 nt
Organism: Manacus vitellinus (golden-collared manakin)
Lineage: Eukaryota; Metazoa; Chordata; Aves; Passeriformes; Pipridae
Gene: SLC7A9
Product: solute carrier family 7 member 9
Exons: 14
Coding region: 414-1895 (493 amino acids)
Biological process (GO): amino acid transmembrane transport
Cellular component (GO): membrane
Molecular function (GO): L-amino acid transmembrane transporter activity
Source: RefSeq, a predicted model, not a curated record
CUGGUUCAGACUGGGACGUGCCUUGCUGUGUAACUGCCUGGGAAAUCUGAUGGGAGAAACAUCCUAAGACAAAGAUUCCUGGACCCGAGUAACACCAAACAAAUAUAAAUAAAUAAGGACAAAACACUGAGUGCAAAGAGCUGCUAAUUAGACAAUUACAGCAGCCCACACUUGGUUUAGCACCUCCAAGGAACCGAGACAAGGCCUAAUUUAAUGAAGAUCAGAAAGAAGGUCUCCUAGAUAAGAAGCAGACCAGCUUUUGGGAGAAAGAUAAAAUCUGACUGGACCGCUGGAGGAAUUCCAAGGAAGGACUGGCUAUAAAAGCAAGAUCAUUCCAGUGAGGAUCAUUCCUGGAAACUGGAUGUAACCCGACACAGACAUUCCCUGCCAGAGAUUUCAACAAGAAAAACCAAAUGGGUGAAGAAGGCUUGAGGAAAAGAAAAGGAGAGGACAAAGGAAGAGGGGACAAACAAUCCAUUCAGAGUCAUGAACCCCAAAGGACAAACCUACAAAAACAGGUGGGGCUCAUCAGUGGGAUCUGUAUGAUUGUCGGGACAAUUAUCGGGUCAGGUAUCUUUGUUUCUCCCAAAUCAGUACUUGGCAAUGUUGACGCUGUGGGUCCUUGUCUGACCGUCUGGGCAGCCUGUGGAGUUCUGGCAACAUUAGGUGCACUUUGCUAUGCAGAGCUCGGAACCAUGAUCACAAAAUCUGGAGGGGAAUAUCCUUACCUUAUGGAGGCAUUUGGCCCCAUUCCAGCAUUCCUGUUUUCCUGGACGAGUUUACUGGUCACCAAACCCAGCUCCUUUGCCAUCAUUUGUCUCAGCUUUGCAGAAUAUGCCUCAACUCCUUUUUACCCAGGCUGUGAUCCGCCCCAGGCUGUCGUCAAGUGUCUGGCAGCAGCAGCCAUUGUGGUAAUUACAAUUGUGAAUUCACUGAGUGUGAAGCUGGGAAGUUACCUCCAGAAUUUUCUCACGGCUGCUAAAAUGAUCAUUGUCACAAUCAUUAUUGUAAGUGGCAUUGUUCUCCUUGCACAAGGAAAAACUGAAAACUUCAAAGAUUCUUUCAAGGACAGUAAAAUUUCUGUCAGCUCUAUCAGUCUGGCAUUUUACAAUGGACUCUGGGCAUAUGAUGGAUGGAAUCAACUCAAUUACAUCACAGAAGAACUUCAAAAUCCUUACAGAAAUCUACCGCUCUCCAUAAUUAUUGGGAUCCCCUUGGUGACAGUUUGUUACGUUCUGAUCAACAUUUCCUAUUUCACCGUCAUGACUUCAACAGAACUGCUGCAGUCCCAGGCAGUUGCUGUGACAUUUGGAGACAGAGUCCUUUAUCCAGCCUCGUGGAUAGUUCCUCUCUUUGUGGCAUUUUCUACAAUUGGAUCUGCCAAUGGGACCUGUUUUACUGCAGGCAGACUCGUUUAUGUUGCAGGCCGUGAGGGGCACAUGCUGAAGGUGUUGUCUUACAUCAGUGUGAAACGUUUAACACCAGCCCCUGCCAUCAUGUUUUAUGGGGUCAUUGCUAUUAUUUAUAUCAUUCCCGGUGACAUUGAGACGCUCAUCAAUUAUUUUAGUUUUGCAGUCUGGAUAUUUUAUGGUUUAACAGUGUUUGCACUCAUUGUUAUGAGGUUUACAAGGAAGGAACUUGAAAGGCCUGUCAGGGUGCCCAUCAUCAUUCCUGUCCUAGUGACUCUGAUCUCCAUUGUCCUGGUGUUGGCACCAAUCAUCAGUGCACCUGAACUGGCCUAUUUGUACUGUAUUUUAUUUAUACUCAGUGGACUCAUAGUUUAUGCACUUUUUGUUCAUUUUAAAUUCAGCUGGGCCCAGAAAAUAUCAAAUCCCAUCACUAUGCACCUCCAGAUGCUUUUGGAAGUUGUUCCACCAGAGGAAGUUGCCACAUGAAAUAUUUU